Spirometra erinaceieuropaei is the source of this 762-nucleotide messenger RNA. The record is from the annotation of a GenBank genome assembly. NCBI's taxonomy places the organism in Eukaryota, Metazoa, Platyhelminthes, Cestoda, Diphyllobothriidea, Diphyllobothriidae.
AUGUUCUUCACAACGAGUGUCGAGGAGUUUCUGGUGGCAGAACGGCGCUGGCGCAAACGGGCGUCCCUCGCCGUUGGACGCAGCGGGCACGCAGCCGCAGUCCUGACGGAAGCCGGAGGGGAGGCGCUGAUCGGCGUUUUCGGUGGAUGGCGUAUCGGUGGAACCCUUUCCUCUUGUGAAGUCUAUGAAGUCAGUCGGAACAGGUGAGAGCACACUCGUCCUGGCGCCUCCUUUUUUUCUUGCAAAAUCUUCCUGUUUUGCCUCCUCACUCGUCUCCUCCUCCUCCUCCUCCCCAACACACACAGGUGGUUCAAACUGCCCGAUCUGAGAGAGAAGAGGGAAGGCACGGCGGCUGUUUGCCUGCCCGGCGACAGCAGAGUCUUCGUUUUUGGCGGCUUCAGUGGCUCCACCUGGCUGGCUUCUGUGGAGUUCUGCCACCUGCGAGCAGACUGGCGAGAGAGGGCGACCUCGUCGGACUUUUGGCAGCCAGCCGCACCCAUGAGAACUGCACGAAGCGCUCUGGCAGCGACACACUUUCGGGGGAAAAUCAUUGUCGCCGGGGGAUAUGAUGGCCGUGGAAACAGAUUAAACGUGGUGGAGAUGUUCACACCACCAGAUGCCAGGUGUCCCCAGGGCCAGUGGACAGAGCUGGCCGGCAUGAAGGAACCCCGCGCGUUUUUCGCUCUUCUCACCUCCACCGACGACGCCGUCUUUGCUCUCGGUAAUGAUGCCUCCUCCUGCUCCUCUUUUGCUCUACACUGA